Molecule: messenger RNA, 1795 nt
Organism: Arabidopsis arenosa
Lineage: Eukaryota; Viridiplantae; Streptophyta; Magnoliopsida; Brassicales; Brassicaceae
Source: the annotation of a GenBank genome assembly
CUGCUAAGCAGAUGUCUGGUUGAUGUCUGGGCUGGAGGAAUGAGAAUGCAAGAUAUGGAUAAUGUUUCACAGUUGCCCCCGUUUCUUAAAGAACUAAUCAUAGAAGGCAUUGCCCAAAACACAAAUGGCAGUGUUGUUUUUGAAACGGGAGUCACUGAACCAGAGCUUUAUGGAUCACCAACAGAACAAGCUAUUCUUAGCUUUGGGAAUAAGAUUGGUGCACACGCCCACGCUCAUUGGAAAGGAUCUGCAAAAACUAUUCUGAGUUCAUGUGAAAGGUAUAUGGAUGGGGCCAAUAACCCCAGAGGCAUUGAUGAUGAGAAACGAAAGUUUUUUGAAGGAACAAUUGAAGAGAUGUGCAACAACGGAUUGCGUUGUGCAGCACUUGCUUAUCAACCUUGUGAACUGGAAAGUCUUCCAACAACCAUUAAGGAACCUCGAAACCUUGUUUUGUUGGCUAUUAUUGGUAUAAAGGAUCCUUGCCGGCCAGGCACAAGGGAUGCGAUCCAACUGUGCAAUUCCGGAAGUGUUAAGGUUUGCAUGGUGAUGGACUAUGACGUUUUGACUGCACAAGCAAUAGCAAUUGAAUGCGGGAUACUGACAGAUGCAUCUGGCCGUAAUAUAAGGACAGGAGCCCAAUUUCGUGAACUAACCGAUCCACAAAGAGAGCAGAUCGCCGGAGACAUCUUAGUGUUUGCUCAAUCUUCUCCCGACGACAACCUUCUGCUUGUCCAAGCACUGAAGAAAAGAGGGCAUAUAGUUGCAGCCACUGGGAUGGGAAUACAUGAUCCAAAGACACUACGCGAGGCUCAUGUUAGCCUUGCAAUGGGAGUUGGAGGGACCGCAGCAGCAAAAGAGAAUUCCGAUAUCAUUAUACUAGAUGAUAAUUUUGCUACGAUUGUCAAGUGUAUCAUAUGGUCUCGAUCUCUAUACACCAAUGUCCAGAGAUCUAUCCUAUUCCGGCUCACUGUCAGUGUAUCAGCAUUGGCUAUCUGUGUGGUUGAGGUUGUAGUUUAUGACGCAUUUCCACUUAACGUCGUGCAGUUUCUGUGGCUUAAUCUUGUUAUCGACAUCUUAGGAGCAUUAGCGUUGGCAUACAGACCAAGUUCUGGUCACCACUUAAUGGGAAAGCCACCGGUUGGUAUAAGAGAUCCUCUUAUAACCAAGGCGAUGUGGUCCAAGUUGAUAAUACAGGUAAUUUACCUAGUGCUGUCGCUGGUACUCAUAAAUUCUGAGAAGCUACUGAAGCUGAAGCAUGGUCAUACCGGCAAUGCGGAAAAAGUGAUGAACACAUUUGUAUUCAAUUCCUUCGUCUUCUGCCUGGUUUUUAAUGAGUUUGAAAUCCGAAGUGUAGACCAAACCUUCAAACAAAUCCUUAGAGAGAAUAUGUUUCUCGUUACAAUAACCUCAACUAUCAUCUCUCAGAUAAUCGUAAUAGAGUUGGCAGGCUUUUUAAGUUCUUCCACCAGGCUUGACUUGAAAAAAUGGGUGACGACAAGUCUUUUGGGAUUGCUCAGCCAAGUCGCCAAUCGCUACCCUUACCCGGUCAACCAAUAUUACCGUAACUGAAAUGUAUCUUGCCAUAUAGGCGCAAUUACUGUAAGAACCUUUCACUCCCUAAUCUCCUGAUCAAUUCACACAUGAAUAUCUUAUUUAUUUAACAAGUAACUUCUCUGAACAUACAAUCCUCAUUUCAGGUCACUUUCUGAAGCAUUGCUCUAGCGUUGGAUGCUUAGCAGGCUGUUGUUCUCCGCGUGCAUGUGCGUGGGAGCUUAAAUAAUGGUUAUUAUUGUGC